Messenger RNA from Aspergillus heteromorphus CBS 117.55, 3236 nucleotides. RefSeq names its product putative PHD finger domain protein. Gene Ontology annotation, cellular component: Rpd3S complex. The transcript has 4 exons. Gene Ontology annotation, biological process: regulation of transcription by RNA polymerase II. NCBI's taxonomy places the organism in Eukaryota, Fungi, Ascomycota, Eurotiomycetes, Eurotiales, Aspergillaceae. The record is from RefSeq and is a predicted model, not a curated record. Bases 96 to 2741 code for a protein of 881 amino acids.
CUCGAUUCCAACCAGCCACGCUGGGCACGCUCGGUGUUAGCUUGGGAUCUUCUCACUGGCGUUGCAACUCCUAGCCCUGGCUUGGCCUUACAACAAUGGCUCCGAACCUCCGCUCCUCGUCCCAUGCCUGGUCCAACAACUCACGCCCUUCCACUCCACUCGGUGCAGCUAGUACCGCCUCCUCCUUCACAGAAUCCACAAGACCUCGCAAACAACGGCGAACUGGCAGGCACAGUCGCGUGGCCACCGACCCUCUACAAGACCCGCCCUCCCGGACUCAAUCGCGGUUGGAACAAUCGGGCAAUGGCAUUUCAGAUACUCACAGUGAGUCGCAUGUGGAUGGAAACAGUGCAGACUGGAUGGAGCCGCCUCUGCGAGUCCCAGUCCCGAGCUACGAUGACACUCCGUGGUCCGCCGUGUCGCAUAGCGGGAAUCCUAUCCUGUCCACGAUGCGCCCACUGGGAGCAAUGCCAACGUCCUCCGACUUGCGCAAAGUCGGCCUGGUGCCUGUGAAGCCCAGUGUUCAGAACAUCCCCGCGAAGAGAAACUUGCAGGCUGCGUCGAAUGGGGAGAAGACCAAGAAUAAGCCUCGAACGCCCGUCACGCCCGCGGAGGAGCCAAUCCCCGAACCUAUCACUACCAAGGUCAAGCCCUUGGAGGACAUGUCUCACUUCACUUCACUUCCUGUCCCCACGUCCACCGAUGUUGAUGUGGACCGGAUAAAGGACGCGGUCGAGAAGGCCGUCCGCCUGGCCCUGGAGACCAAUAACAUUCCGGUGUCGCGCGGGCUCCUCCGCCUUUGGGAGACCUGCCACAAAGACCCCUUCGCCCUCUCCAUCCUCGACGGCAUCUGCCAGGAGAACCCUGGCCCACGGGAACGAUCGGUCUUCCAGAGUGUGAUGCGCUCGGCCUGGAAGGAGGUUCAGGCGGAAGCGGGCGACGACUUGACUCCGGCUCCGGUUGUGGCCCGCCCGCGGUCGGCCAGCAGCCUCUCCUCCCUCUCCUCCGCCAAAUCCCUCGAUGUCGAAACCUUUGCUCCUGGCAUGACCCCGGGGGCGACCACUGCCCGCCAUCGCGGCAAGGGGAAGCAAGCCAAGGGCGGUACCCGGAUGAACGUCAGGGACCUCUUGAAUCCCGAACCAACAACAGCAGCAGCAGGAGUGCCUCCGCCGCCCAGCGCGGCUACAGAGGAAUCCCCGCAGAAGCGUGCUUUGGAAGACGAGCCGACCCCCGAAGAAACCGCACGAGUCAAGCGAACUCGCCUUCAGAAAACCCUGCCUACUAUUGUUGCUUCGGAAAGCAGACUGCGGUCCUCGUUGGCCUCCCAGUCUGCUUCCAACGCGCCUUCCCCUGUUCCUACGGCAACUAGCCAAUCCCAGCCGGCGUCGGUGGGCGCUCCUGUCCCGACCAGCAGAGAGCGAUCCGAGAGCCCAGCAAGCAGCGAUGCUGGGGAUAACCGACGCCUGACACCUACUCUGAGUAGCGAUAACGACCGUGUGGAGAACAACGACUUUUGCCACAACUGCAAUAGAAGCGGUCAGCUCCUGUGCUGCGAUGGUUGUCCCAACUCCUUCCACUUCUCCUGCCUGAAUCCACCCCUAGACCCAGCGAGCCCUCCUGAGGGCGAUUGGUUCUGUCCGAAGUGUUCGUUGUCGCGACCCAUGAGCGCCAUUAUCGAUGCGCUUGACAACGCGCCGCAGAAAGAUUUUGCACUCCCCGCCCGAUUCCGUGACUACUUCGCGGGUGUCCGUACGGGCGAUGGUGGAAAGUACGAAGAGAUCGUCACACUACCCAAAAUCAACCGUGCCGGGCGAGGGAACCGGAGUGGCCGCUACGAUGACCCAUACCUCUCGCGGACCUCAGAUUCGAAGGGGAAUCUCAUCAUCUGCACUGCAUGCGGGCAUACUAGUAACGGCAACCGACCCAUCAUUCAGUGCGACUUUUGUCCCUGCGCGUUCCAUAUGGAUUGCAUGGACCCUCCUCUGGCCAUGCCACCGACGCAGAAAACGGGCAGUGACCGCAGACACCACAACUGGAUGUGUCCCAACCACGUCUGGCAUGACCUCGCAUACACGGUGCAAGACGAAGAGGGAUACGAUAUGAUCAAACGCAUCCGCCGUCCCAAGGCGCCCCGAAUGGUCGACAUCGAAGUCCUUCUGGACGAAGAAGACGGCCAGGAAAUGGAAGAACAGGAAGAAGAGGGCGUCGUGUAUCGCGUCUCAGAGCACGGAGUCAAACUCGACUUCAUCCGUCGCGUGAAACGUGAAAACGAAGAAUACCAGUUAAUGAAAAACGCCGCCGACACCUGGUACGACUAUGCCACCUCGGAGUUCGACAAACUCAUCUCCAAAGCGCAGACCUUCUACGCAUCCGCAACCCCCCCUACUACAACCACUGCUGUCGAAGACUCCACCACCGAUAUCAUAAACUCGCGCACCGCCGCUGAGCGUGAAGCCGCUGCAAACCUGAUCGACUUCUCGCACGGCAUCCAGCCCCCCUCCAGCGUCCAACCCGAUCGAAUCGGCCUCCUCGUUGACCAGCUCAAGGCCAGCGAACCCGCCAACAUCCCCUCCGCCGAAACUGAGAUCGCAGCCCUCCGCAAACUGCAAGAUCUCAUCGACCGCCGCAUUCACUCCCUGACUGCGCAAUCCCAACAAUCCCAACAACGACGAUCAUCAUCCUCUUCCUCCCGCUCCGCUCGCUCCGUCCCCGACCCCGCGGACCCCCCUAUUGAACGUUGAACUGUAAUCCAUGAACAUGAACCUGCACCUGAACCUGAACAUGAACCCAUCGCAUCGCAUCACAUCGCAUCGCAUCUCAUGAUUCGCAUCGCAUCUGCCCGCCGUGACGGCCAGUACAACCAUCUACCCAUCUACCCACCUAUCUACCUACCCAUCUAUCCUGUUGAUAUGAUAUCGAGGCGAGGCGCGGCGCUCCGGGUUUCGUUUCCUUUUUGCCUUACUUACUCCUUCCUUCCUUCCUGGGUGUUUAUUUGUGAUUGUCAUGUUAGCUAGCAUGAAAAGUCUCUCUCUGCCUAUGUUCGUUAGGUAGGUAGGUACUACUUUUAAGUAACCAGCCAACCUACUACUUACUUAGGUGCUGAAUCAUGGGGGAUGGUUGGUUACUUACUCGUUUAGAUAUCCAAACAUUGCUUUUUUCUUUGCCAACUUUUUUUUUCUUUUGAAUUAGAUUGUAUUGUAUUGGGUUAGAUUGCGUUCUUUGGGCUGAGGAUUUCG